Messenger RNA from Lobosporangium transversale, 1201 nucleotides. RefSeq lists its product as hypothetical. Gene Ontology annotation, molecular function: dioxygenase activity. The transcript is spliced from 5 exons. Bases 322 to 933 code for a protein of 203 amino acids. The record is from RefSeq and is a predicted model, not a curated record. Lineage: Eukaryota; Fungi; Mortierellomycota; Mortierellomycetes; Mortierellales; Mortierellaceae.
AUAAAAACAAAGGACACGAGAAAAAUUGAUAUCCUUGCAUCGCGCACUUCAAUGACCACUUGGACAGCAUUUAGUUUCUCAGUGAUCAACCUCAAGCCCUUUGCCAUAUGACCCGGGAACCAAUUAAUGAUCUUGUCAUAUGCAAAUGCAUUCCGAACUUUUAGAGGAUUCAUUAUGUGUUGAAAAUGGAAUGAUGGCCAAUGAAUAUGAUUUCCAAAAAGGGAGGGUGUCCAUUAGACACUCCACCAAAAAGGAUAAAACAAACACGAGAGCACGGGACAAUCAUUUUCUUUUAAUAAAAUCUCCAUAUCACCCUACACCAUGUGCUCCAUUCCUGUUAUCGACUUUAGUCUGUUUACCUCUGAUUCCAAAGAGUAUGCGCGACAGAUCUGCGAGGCUAGCAGAGAUAUUGGGUUCUUCUUUGUUAAGAACCAUGGCAUCUCACAAGACUUGAUCGAUCGCAUGUUUAAAUGCAGCGAGGAUUUCUUUCAGAGGCCACUACAAUGUAAGAACCGAUAUCUCAUCAACUCAGAAACUAACCGAGAUAAUAACGGAUACACUCCCUGGAAGUCUGAAAGCCUGGACCUCCCGAAUCAGACCCAAGGCGAUUUGAAAGAAGCUUACAAUGUUGCCAGUAAUUCGAUCGAUGCUGAUUUAACAAAGUGCUUUUUUCAGGACAAUGCGGUGGAUUAUGAGAAGUUCGUAACUUUCUUCAAGGACCUCAAUCGGCUCGCUAAUAAUAUUAUGCAGUGCUUUGCUAUCGCAUUGAAAAUACCUGAAAGCGAGGGGGCCAGCAUUUCUUUGACAAAAGUCAUGGAUCGGGCAUUAGUUCUGUUGGAGGUUUUCGAUCCUUAUACUAUCCUCUACAUGAAAGUGACCCGAAAUCGCUUCUGGCUGGAAGUCAUACUGAUUAUUCCUCUCUUACCCUCUUGAUGCAAAAAGACAUCCCCGGCCUUGAAGUUCAACUUUCCAGGACUGAUAAAGAUGCGUCUUGGAUAUCAGUCCCUGUCAUCCCUGGUACCAUUCUGAUCAACAUAGGGGAUCAUGUCCAGAUGUGGACCAAUGGUUUUUUAAGGUCCACCAAUCAGAGUCACAUAUAAUCCUCAACAGCGUAAUCGCUCACGUUACUCGAUUGGCUAUUUUGCUUCUGCCAGCGAGGACACCAAAUUGGAUCCUGUCCCUUCACCUCUCAUCCCACAAG